Molecule: messenger RNA, 1374 nt
Organism: Trichobilharzia szidati
Lineage: Eukaryota; Metazoa; Platyhelminthes; Trematoda; Strigeidida; Schistosomatidae
Source: the annotation of a GenBank genome assembly
AUGGUUUGUUCACCUGGUUCUCAAAGAUCUGUGAGCAGAGGUACAGUUCACAGUCGUAGUAGAAGUCGCAGUCAAUCUAGAAGUGGUAGUAUUGAACGAAGUUAUACACAUUCUAAUCAUAGUCGGUCAGCAAGCAGAUCAUUUUCAAGACACAGUUCUCAUUCUCAUCGAAGUGGAAGAUCAAGAAGUCGUUCUCACUAUUCUCGUUCUCGGUCACAUUCUGAUCAUCGGCAUUCCAGAUCUUGGACUAGAUCACGUUCACGUACAUGCGAUAGAUCGGCAUAUUCUUCACGUUCAAGAUCAGGUAGUCGUUCAAGAUCAAGGUCUAGUUAUCGUGGUGGUCGAAGAAAAUCAUUUUUCAGAAGUAGAACAAGAAGUUGUUCAUAUCAUUCUGAUGCACCUUCACGAUCUCGAUCACAUACGCCCGCUUCAAGAACUGUUUCGCCAAGUAGUAAAGGUGGUAGAGAUCCAAGAGAUCGUUCAAAGCGUGCACACUGGACAAAUAAUGUCUGGUUAGUUGGUGAAAAAGCCAAGGAUACAGUAUUCCAUUUCUGUGAUAUAUGCGAUUUACCGAUUGUCAUCUAUGGACGACUUCUUCCAUGUAAACACGUUUUAUGUUAUACAUGUGCAAUGAAUAUAAUGAAUAAAUGUAAAAGAUGCCAAAAAUCUGUACAGACUGUUGAACGUUGUUUAGUCGGUGGGAUAUUCAUGUGUUUUGAAAGUGAUACUUGUCGGCGUACUUAUCUUAGUCAACGUGAUCUUCAAGCGCAUAUUGAUCAUCGUCAUCGAACUGGAUCAACCAGUGGAAACAGUGGAGGUGUCACUACAGUCACUACAACAGCUAACAACAAUAGUAAUGAUAAUAAUAAUAAUAGUAAUAAUAGCAAUAAUAACGCAUCAAUGUCUAGAAAUGAUAUUGUUAAUCUUUCGGAGACUAUCAUUUCUGUUGCUAGUCAACAUAUGAAUUUCACAGAUGGAACAUCUCUACUCUCUGGUGGUGUGAAAGCAACAGCGACAACAACACCAACACCAACCAACAGUAAUACAGUAACUACAACUAUACCUAUGCUAGAUAAGAUAACAGUUUCCAAUGCUCAGAUGUCUUUGUUAGGCCCAUCACCAAGAAUGGUUAUGAUGAAUACAAUGAUUCCACCGAACUGUACAACAACUCCACCGAAUAUUUUUAUCAAUAAUCAAAAAAGUAGUGGACUUUUACCGUUGCCUACACAAACUACAAUGCCUGCUGCCGUCUCUUCAUCAAUACUCCACUCGACAAGACCUCCUAUUCCUAGUGCUGCUGGCCUAAUGACUCGACCUGCUGGAAUAAAUAAUCCUUCUGUUAUUGGAAGUAAUAGUAAUAUUAGUAGUAGAUAG